AUGUCGGAUAGUCGAGUCAUCAACUUUGGCGCAGGGCCAUCUGCCUUACCUGACUCGGUCCUCGACGAGGCGGCGAAAGGGCUUCUCAACUUCAAAGGGACUGGCAUAGGAAUCGCUGAAAUUUCGCAUCGCUCAAGGGAGUUCGUUGAGUACCUCAACGAGCUCGAAUCUCUUAUACGGAUUCAGCUCGAUGUUCCUCCCACCCACAAGAUAUUGUUUACUCAGGGCGGAGGCACUGGGCAGUUUUCUGCCGUCGUACUGAAUCUCUUGGCUCGCCACCGCCUUCUGCAUCCUGAUCUUCCGAAUGAAGGGCGUACUUUGGACUACGUCGUGACAGGAUCCUGGAGCAAAAAAGCAGUCGAUGAAGCUCGCCGGUUAGGCGCCACGGUCAACAUUGCCGCAGACGCCCGAAAGCUCUCGGGAAGUGGCAAAUUGUUCCAAGAAAUUCCUCCUCACGACGCUUACACCUUCUCUCCCGACCCGGUUCUCAUUUACUAUUGUGAAAACGAGACGGUAGACGGAGUUCAAUUCUCACAUAAAGAUUCUGCUCCAUCCUCUUUCCCGUUCCAUCUCCUUCCCAAGAGCACCCUCUUGCCUUUGGUUGCGGACUAUUCUUCCUCGUUCAUGUCCCGUAACAUCCCACGCCUGGCCGAUCAUGCUGUGAUCUUCGCAGGUGCGCAGAAAAACAUUGGUCCAGCAGGUUUGACAAUUCUCAUUGUCCGCCAAGACUGUAUCGUCGACGUCGAUGCAGCCGCGAAGUUGGGUGCAAUUCCGGUUCCUAUCACGAUGUCCUUCAAAGCAUUGGCAGAUGCCAACAGUUUAUACAACACGCCCUCCGUCCUUCCGAUUUAUAUCGCCGGACUUGUCUUGCAACGAUCGAAGGAAUUGGGCGGGGUACAGUACUAUGAGGAGCUCAACAGAAGGAAGGCACAGAAACUAUAUGACACGUUGAAGGAAGGUGAAGCCAAGGGCGUGUUUCGCGGAAAAGUGAAAGAAGGAUCCGGGAGCUGGAUGAACGUGGUGUUUGAUGUUCUGGGUGAGGGGGCAGAGGCACGUUUCCUAAAUGGUGCUGAAGAACAAGGUUUGAAGGGUUUGAAGGGACAUCGGUGA
This is a messenger RNA of Marasmius oreades (fairy-ring Marasmius), 1110 nucleotides long. RefSeq lists its product as uncharacterized. NCBI's taxonomy places the organism in Eukaryota, Fungi, Basidiomycota, Agaricomycetes, Agaricales, Marasmiaceae. Gene Ontology annotation, biological process: L-serine biosynthetic process. The record is from RefSeq and is a predicted model, not a curated record. Gene Ontology annotation, molecular function: O-phospho-L-serine:2-oxoglutarate transaminase activity; pyridoxal phosphate binding. Gene Ontology annotation, cellular component: cytoplasm. Bases 1 to 1110 code for a protein of 369 amino acids. The transcript has a single exon.